Messenger RNA from Anopheles merus, 1603 nucleotides. RefSeq names its product cuticle protein 8-like. The record is from RefSeq and is a predicted model, not a curated record. Bases 133 to 552 code for a protein of 139 amino acids. Gene Ontology annotation, cellular component: extracellular matrix. Lineage: Eukaryota; Metazoa; Arthropoda; Insecta; Diptera; Culicidae. The transcript has 3 exons.
GCCAUAGCAGUCAGCAUCAGUUCAGUUUUGGUUCUCACUGAGGUGUCACAACAAGUACAAGCGGUACAGACACAUCGUUCCCAUUCAUCUUCAGCACAGUACAGUUGCAGUAUACAACAAACUCAUCUCACCAUGAAGUGCUUCGUUGCCAUUGCUCUGCUCGCCGUCGCCGUCAGUGCGUCGCCGGUUGAAUACGGCCACUAUGCUCCCCACGCCCUGGUCCAUGCCCCGGUGGCCGUCCAUGCUCCGGUGCUGAAGCACGUCGUUGCCGAGCCUGUUGCCUACCCGAAGUACUCGUUCAACUACGGCAUCAAGGACCCGCAUACCGGUGACAUCAAGUCGCAGGCCGAGGAGCGCGACGGAGAUGUCGUCAAGGGCCAGUACUCGCUGGUUGAGCCCGACGGUUCGGUCCGCACCGUCGACUACACCGCCGACGACCACAACGGAUUCAACGCCGUCGUCCACAAGUCUGCCCCGGCCGUCCAGAAGGUCAUCGCCGCCCCGGUUGCCCACUACGCUCCGGCCCCCGUCCUGAGCCACUACGUGCACUAAAGUGAUACCAAGCCAACACCUCCUCAACGCCAAUUUAUCCACUUCUGCUAGUAAUCGUAGUCAUAUACACAUAAACACUAUCUCUCUGUCUCACGCUCUAUCAUACACAUACUGUUUCCGCGUAGAACGAAGACCAAACGAAGCAUGGUUUUGCGAACGGAAGGAUGUAGCGUAGCGACUCACCCAGCUGUCCUAGCGCCUACUAAAGGACGAAAAGCCCAAGCCCAAUCCAAGCAAAGACGUACAAUCGAGCAUUUCGUUCGAUGCUUGCGAACACCUGUGUGGAACCAUCAGUGGAUUUCAAUGAGCGCUUUCGGAUUUGCUUUUGUUUGCGCAAUGGCGGCGCAACAGGCGGCUGCGACGCCACUGGUUGUCGCCGUGGUGACUUUGCGUCACUGGCGCCUAGAUCGCUGCAAUCGGUUUCGCACGCCGCUGUAGUGAAGCUUUUUUUGCAAGCUUGCUGCCAGUGCCGGAGCCGAAGCGAAUGGGUCCGCCCAUCCCCUCUUCAUCAAUAUUCCUUCCCUUCGGGAGCUUCUUUACAGCUCGUUUCUGGUCUUGCCCGUUGCUGCACCACUCAUGGUGGUAGCCGACAUUUCUAAUGAUCUUCUAGCCUCAUCCUCCCUCACCUGGGUACGGGGAUCUUACAAUGUAGCCAGCCCCCUUCCCAAGGAUGUGUUGAUAUUGUGCGUACACCAACGCACACACACACACUCUAUCUCUCUGUGAUCUGUUACCGCUACUGUUACUUACUUUACUUAUUUUACUACUACCAUCGUUACUACUUGCUAUUUGCUGCACAAUGCACUGGCAGGGCACCGAUCCUGCUGGUAGUCAGGCGCUUUCCUCCGAGCAGCGUUGGCAGCGUAAUGCACGAAAAUCGUGCUACCUCCUUCCGCUCCUUCCGAUGGACGGAGAAAGGGUGUGCAGAGCCAAAAAAAUGCAAAACACAACAACGAAACGAAGCAAUCAUUGACAUCCAUGUGAAACCAGUUGCAAGUAUCAACACUGUAAAUAAUGAAUAAAAACCAUCAAUGUUUUUUAUAUAAAAAAA